CUUCAAAAUGGCGGCGUUCAAUCGGAGGUUUCACUUCGGCACAGUUUUAACGUGAAAUAGUCUCAUUUACACGGGCAAAUUUGCUUAAAGCUUGCUGUAAUCAGUAACAGAUAUAUUUGUGAGAACAUAUUUGUCUAUUUUUUCCUGCAAGUCGAGCAGAAUGGCGGCAACACCAAAACAAUUCAACUUGGAUCUAGACCGUUUUAUCAAACCUUCAUUGACUUGUGAAUAUGCUUCUGGUUUAGUCAAACAGUUGUACAACAUUAUCGUGGAUACCAUAAAACAACUAGACAGCUACUUUGAUCAGAAUUUCUACAUUACUGUCAUACCGGAGAAUGGAGAUAAGAAAGAGUAUGUUUUGAAGAUUGUGAAUGCACAUCAUUCACAGGACGUUUGCUUCCUUGAUGCACAAAUUAGAAUGAUGAUUUUCCUGAAUGAAAAGGGAUUGAAGUGUCCCCAUCCUUUGUUGCAGUUGAAUGGUGAAUAUGCCAGUCUGCAAAACAUUAACGGAGAAAAAGGUACUUUUGAUCACAUGGUGUUAUUGCUUGGAUAUGUACCUGGUGAAACUCUCAGCACUGUAGAUAUAACAUUUGAUUUGUUUUACUUAGUUGGUCAACAUCUUGGUGCUGUUGAUGUUGCUCUGAAGGAGUUUCAACAUGAAGGCUUGAGCACCUCAGGCUUUAUUUUUAGCCUUGAUGCUGUACCACCACUGAAGGAAUAUAUCAACAUGUUUAAGGAAGAGGAAAAAAAAAGAGUCCUGCAAUAUUUUAUCAGUGCAUUUGAAGAAAAUGUUGUCCCGAACUAUUCAAAGCUUACGAGAGGCAGUAUUCAUGGAGACUUCAAUGAAUUCAACAUACUGGUGGCCAUGAACGAUUGUGGAAAAAACCCGAUAAGAUCAGAAAGCUACAGCUACAAAGUGUGUGGUCUGAUAGAUUUUGGUGAUAUCCAAGACAACUAUUAUAUUUUUGAGAUUUCCGUGACUAUUGCACAUCUGAUGCAGCAUAACAAAGACUCCAUUACUGCUGCUGGGCAAAUUCUUGCUGGCUAUCUUUCAAUGUUUCCAUUGACUGACUUAGAGAAGGAUCUGGUAUUUUACUGUGUAGCAGCAAGACUUUGUCAGUUGAUGAUUAUUGGCAUGUAUACAUACACUCAGAACCCAAACAACAAAUAUAUAUUGUUAACCAGUCAGCUUGCAUGGAGAGCAUUAGAGCUAUUACAUCGUACAUCAAAAGAAAAAGUUGAUAAAAUGUGGAGUCAGUUAGAGUUAUCUAAGGCAACAAAAGCACUGUGUGAUUGA
Molecule: messenger RNA, 1297 nt
Organism: Saccoglossus kowalevskii
Lineage: Eukaryota; Metazoa; Hemichordata; Enteropneusta; Harrimaniidae
Product: hydroxylysine kinase-like
Molecular function (GO): amino acid kinase activity
Source: RefSeq, a predicted model, not a curated record